Messenger RNA from Sorex fumeus (smoky shrew), 1162 nucleotides. It is a transcript of the gene ABHD12B, whose product is annotated as abhydrolase domain containing 12B. Gene Ontology annotation, molecular function: monoacylglycerol lipase activity; phosphatidylcholine lysophospholipase A1 activity. Gene Ontology annotation, biological process: phosphatidylserine catabolic process; monoacylglycerol catabolic process. Lineage: Eukaryota; Metazoa; Chordata; Mammalia; Eulipotyphla; Soricidae. Gene Ontology annotation, cellular component: endoplasmic reticulum membrane. The record is from RefSeq and is a predicted model, not a curated record. Bases 25 to 1071 code for a protein of 348 amino acids. The transcript is spliced from 13 exons.
UCGGGUCGCGGUGCGGGGCGCGGGAUGGAGGCGGACUCGGAGAACAGUGUGGCCGCCUGGUGGGACAUGGUGGUGAGGAACCUGAGAUCUUGCCCACACUCCUGUUCAGCACUUGGAAGAAAAAUUGCUUGUCUAUACAACGACUUUACCAGUAAAUCAUUAAAAGACCGUAUUUUCCCUCCUCUCAUGGAAAUGCUAAUUUUUUUUAACUUUUUCAAAGCACCAUUUCUUGUGGAUUUAAAAAAACCAGAGUUAAUCAUUCCUCACACAGUGAACUUCUAUAUCAAGUGUCGGCCCAAGGUGAUUCUGGGAAUCUGGCACACAGUUCCCAGCUGCCGUGGGGAAGAUGCGAAGGGCAAGGACCGUUGCUGGUACGAAAUGGCCCUCCAGGACGGCAACCCCAUCAUUGUUUACCUUCACGGCAGUGCGGAACACAGGGCAGCACCACACAGAAUUAAGCUGGUAAAGGUGCUGAGUGAUGGUGGUUUUCAUGUUUUGUCUGUUGACUACAGAGGGUUUGGGGACUCUACAGGUAAACCCACAGAGGAGGGGCUGACAGAAGAUGCCAUUUGUGUCUAUGAGUGGACUAAAGCAAGAUGCGGUGCCACUCCUGUGUGUCUCUGGGGGCACUCUCUGGGGACAGGAGUUGCAAUAAAUGCUGCAAGAGUGUUCGAAGAGAAAGGAUGCCCAGUUGAUGCUAUCGUCUUGGAAGCUCCAUUUACCAACAUGUGGGUCACAACUAUUAAUUAUCCUUUGUUAAAGAUAUACCGGAAUCUUCCAGGAUUCUUACGCAUGCUUAUGGAUGCUCUGAGAAAAGAUAAAAUAUCCUUUGCUAAUGAUGAAAAUGUGAAAUUCCUGUCCUCUCCCCUUCUUAUCCUACACUGUGAGGAUGACAAGACGGUGCCUUUGGAGUUUGGAAAAAAGCUUUAUGAAAUUGCACACAGUGCAUACAGGAACAAAGAAAGGGUUGAGAUGGUCAUCUUCCCUCCUGGCUUUCAACACAACUCCCUUUACAAAAGCCCUGCCCUGUUACAGACUGUGAGAGAUUUCCUGAGCAGGCAGUGGGCAUGAAGUCUGAGAACAACAGAGAUCUUCAAGGAAGACUUAGUGUUGGAUAAUAUUGGGUUGUCCUUGUUCCUCCCACAGGGAGCUUAGGUUUAUU